CUUCCUUUAACAACAACCAAUCAUACCGACAAAAAAGUGUGGAAGACAUUUCAACCUUUGAUUGGAUCAUCUUGCUUCCUUUUUUGGUAGUCCGAUAUCUCCUAAAUCUGCCUAUUUCGAGGCUUACCUACGGAGUCGACAAAUCAUCCCCAAGAUGUGAAACAAUCAACAAGGCCACGGUACAAAGGCCUAGAUGCCAGCUCAUUGGGUAACAAUCCCAUAUCACCAUUAUUUAUCCAAUGAUUGUGAAGCUCGCAACGUGUUUUACCCCGCUCCAAGACCCUCUCUAUUUCAACUAUCUGCCUAGCAAGAAACCAAAGAUGCGACGCAUGAUUAUCCUAUAUGAAAUAUUCUCUUAUUCUGGUAGAAAUCAACCAUGGGACCGUUCUUCAAACACCCGCAGCAACCGGAACUUUAUGUUGCUGAUAAAGUGGCAUUAGAGGAGUCAAUACGACACCCGCCAUGCUCUUGUCACGACUGCCAGACCGGCUUUUACUUAGCGAAUGAGCAGUAUAGACCCCCACUAUCGUAUCGUUCCAGGAUCUCAGAUGCUGAUGCUAGGCAUUUGGUCGAAUCGUAUACCAAGGAAAUACAUGAAAAUAGGAAGUCCUUGACCGAAUCUCUGAAGUCUCACGCGGAUCUGCUCAUGAGCCGAUGGAGAAAACGAAGCCAAGAAAAACGACAGGCUCUGUUGAUGGCAGCAGCGCCGGACCUUGAGCCUUCGCCAUGGCUUAACAUGCGGUAUUGCUAUAUGAAUGAAAGGAAGCUAAUUGACUGUCGAAGUUUAAGAAGAAGGCGUCAACUUUUGGCUCCGUGGCUCAAUGUGAAUGUAUUAAAGACGAAUCCAUCAGUUCUGUAUGCCCUCUUGCAUUAUCGAGUCGCAUACCAACCGCAAGAUUGGGCUGCUUUCGAUUGCAGACAGUUGACAUUAAGUUGGGCCUGCGGGUGGUUUGACGUCGAUUUCUGUAAUAAAUGUGUGGUUAUGUAUGGGCCAAGAUAUGGGACCCUUGUGGACUGGGAAGAGGCUGCCGCUCACAGGGCAGAUAUUAUUGGAUUUCCUCGGGCUCGGCUCGUCCUAGAGGCGCAAUCAUUUAUAAUGACAACCCUCCGAUCAAUUGUCGACAAGAUUUUGGAUGGCGUUGAUGAUUCUCUACCAGUUCGGACUCAGAAAUGGUCAGAGUUGACGGCCAAUGCCAGCUUCAAGCACACUGGAGAGGUCGAAUUCUGGUCCCCAUAUACCAACCAAGCCUUUUCCGCUCCUCCUCUCCUGGAUACAGAUUAUUUGGUCUCCUUGGCAAAUACUCGUUUAGAAGCUACGGGCGAUCAUCUGUGGCAUCUGCAAUGCGACCCGGCAUACAUGCGUCGACACAUGAAGAUAUACUCCCGAAAGUCAAUCGCAAAAGUCGCCGAAGAGAACGAGGCCGCACGACACUUUGCGUUCGAAGUAUACGUUGAAGUGCUUGGUCAUUAUUGGUGGCACUGGAUCGAAACAGAAUGUAAGAAUGUGGCAAACUUGCAUCGACGGUUUCGAGAUAGUAUUUACCCCGGAAACCCUCUACCUCCUCGUUACGACCGAGCCCUAGGUGCCCUUGAGCUUGUCCUCGUCAACCAGGUGAUCUAUCGGGUGCAGAUACUCCACCAGAUUAUACCUUACUGUCCAGGAUUUUCUCACCAUUGGACGCUAAAACGUGAUGCUGACACGCCCCAAGGUUGUAUCAAAUUGCAAAGAGAUACCUCAAACAAUACGAAGGAAGCCUUUGAGAACGAUCCCCUUGAUUGGUGUUUACUUCAACUACUAGGGAUGCCGGACCAGCAGACUCAUUUUGACCACGCAAUGCUUUUUGCCUUUUUGCAGGAUCAUCUUUCUCACUGUAGUUCGAAAGAAAAGGCGCGACUGGACGAGAGCUUGUACAAAAACCUAUCUGACCUCUCAACUUGCCACGAGAUGCUGGUCGCCGUUCGCUUGAGUAGACCUCAGAAUAAAGCGAGAGAUAUUAAGGAGGUUCUUGCGUCGGAGACAGACCGAGAUCGCCAGGCUUGGAAGAAGAUGGCUCAAAAUGAAGCGCCUCCAUCUCCGCCCCUGGGAGACCUGGAAAGAAGCGGAAUGGGGUUGUUCAAAAAUCUCUACGCGAAGCCUCCGAGUGGCCAGAAGAACCUAGAGUGGCUGCGACAAUCCCGAACUAAUCGUGCAGCUCUAGAAGCAUUCUGGAACUCAAUGAGAGAGAUAAUACGGAAGUGUUUCACAGGAUACACUUUCACUACAGAGGAUAUCGAUGGUCUCCUUCAGAUCAUAUCGGCAGAUAAGACGUCAGAGUAUAUCGAUGCCGUGCGCAGCGAAGAGAAUAAAAUUUUGGCUGAUGUCGAGAGCAACAAAACUGAGCCGAUGCUUCGAAACUUGACCCUAAAUGACCCUGGGCAACAGUUCAAACGCGAAGUCCAAAGCCCACGAGAGAAGAUCAAAAGCCGGCCAGAAUCAAGCGUCGUUCAGCCAACAGCAACCGCCGCGCCCAGCACUCCUACUCCUGCUGCAGGUACAGAGUCUAGUGUAAAGAAUGAUGGGGUGAUAGCUGUAAGUGAGCGAUCCCUUAACAUAUUUAGCUUCAUGUUCCCAGAAACAGCGGAAGAGUCAACCAAAACCGUGGGCUGGGAUGAUUUUGUGCAUGCUAUUUGCGACGUGGGCUUCACGGCGAGAAACAACGGUGGCUCAGCUGUUCUGUUCGAAAGUAUCGAUGGAAAGAUUGUCUUCCAUAAGCCACAUCCCGUCGUGAAGAUAGAUUCAAUUAUGCUACGUUCGAUGGGGAAGAGGAUGACGAAAUGGUUUGGGUGGAGCCGAGAACGGUUCGUGUUAGCAGAUGCCAAUAUUGAUAAAUCCUCUACCUAAUUAGGUAGACAGUCCAUGUCUUUCCUAUCCUUAUACGGCGAGGCCCUCUUCGCAAACCCCUUGGGCUGCUUAAGCUUUAUCUAGGUAUCAUUGAUGAUAAUACAUGUAUUCUUCCGCG
Messenger RNA from Annulohypoxylon truncatum, 2999 nucleotides. RefSeq lists its product as uncharacterized. Bases 377 to 2881 code for a protein of 834 amino acids. The record is from RefSeq and is a predicted model, not a curated record. NCBI's taxonomy places the organism in Eukaryota, Fungi, Ascomycota, Sordariomycetes, Xylariales, Hypoxylaceae. The transcript has a single exon.